AUGGCUUCAACGAAUAUGACAGUGAAUCCUAAAAGGGCUUAUGUUACAUUUCUGGCUGGAAACAAAGAUUACUGGAAAGGUGUUGUUGGUUUAGCCAAAGGACUUCGUAAGGUGAAAUCGGCUUAUCCUCUUGUGGUGGCCCUUCUCCCUGACGUGCCUGAGGAACACCGUCAGAUCUUGGUGGCUCAGGGAUGCAUCCUCCGUGAGAUUGAACAGGUCAUUCCCCCGGAAAACAAAGUUGGUUAUUCCAUGGCUUAUUUCGUCCUCAACUACUCCAAGCUUCGUAUUUGGGAGUUUGUGGAGUUUGAGAAGGUGAUAUAUCUAGAUGGAGACAUACAAGUGUUUAGUAACAUCGAUCAUCUUUUCGAUUAUCCUUCCGGCUACUUGUACGCCGUUAAGGAUUGCUUCUGCGAGAUAUCUUGGUGCAAUACUCGUCAAUACCAGAUUGGCUACUGCCAACAGUCACCGGAAAAAGUGACGUGGCCUGUGGAAACCCUUGGUUCUCCACCUCCAGUGUAUUUCAACGCUGGUAUGUUAAUGUUUGAACCAAAUCUCGACACUUACGAGGAUCUCCUUCGAGUUGUUCAAAUCACUACUCCAACUUGUUUUGCCGAACAGGAUUUUCUGAAUGUCUACUUUAGAGACAUUUACAAGCCCAUCCCUUCGACAUACAAUCUGGUAUUGGCUAUGAUUUGGCGUCAUCCUGAACAUGUUGACCUUGACCAAAUUAGCGUUGUUCAUUACUGUGCAAAUGGUUCCAAGCCUUGGAAAUAUGACGAAAGUGAACAACACAUGGACCGUGAAGACAUCAAAAUGUUGGUUAAAAAAUGGUGGGAGAUUUAUGAAGAUUCGAGUUUGGACUACAAAAACUUUGUCGAGAUUGAGUCUAAGCUGAAUCCGAAUCCCACCAUAGCGGCCUUAGUUUCCAAUGAAUCUGGUGGAGAUGCCUUUACGAACCUUGCCCCCUCUGCUGCAUAA
Arabis nemorensis is the source of this 978-nucleotide messenger RNA. Lineage: Eukaryota; Viridiplantae; Streptophyta; Magnoliopsida; Brassicales; Brassicaceae. The record is from the annotation of a GenBank genome assembly.